Messenger RNA from Moneuplotes crassus, 1051 nucleotides. The record is from the annotation of a GenBank genome assembly. NCBI's taxonomy places the organism in Eukaryota, Ciliophora, Spirotrichea, Euplotida, Euplotidae.
AGAGAAAGAUAAUUCCGUUUACAAAGAAUACCUUGAGAAAAAGCAGGAUGAGAAACACAAAUAAUACCAAUCUAACAGGACUACAGUCUCGUAAUAGCUCUUCUAUCAGUCAAAUAUUUGUUAAUGAUCAUAUUAGAGGAGGAACUUUUGAUUCCAGAAAAAACGAAUUAAAACAAUCUGCAAAAAGAAUCAGUCUGAUGAGAGAGGAACUCUUGUCAAAAGACUCAGAAGAAAAACUCAACCAAGCAUUUAAGAAAGCACUUGAUGAAGCGAAUUUAAGUUCUACUUCAAGAGUGGAAGUGUAUGAAGAUCCUCAGAUACAUCAACAACAUGAAGAUCAAAUAAGAAUGACUCGUCAGACCCAAUCUAAAUUUAUCAUUAAAAAGGGAAUUAGAAAGAGGGCUUUAGGUUUUAGAGAGAACUCAAUACGAUUAUCUCAAAGAGGUGUUCAUGUCUUCAUUCCUCCUCCACUCAAGAAUGGGCCAACCCCUGAUAAACUAUCGUCAGUUAAUGAAGAAUGAAUAAGCAAAGGAUAUAUAGAGACUCCUAGAGAUCACUUCAAUGAUAAAAAUAUAAUGGUAGAUGAUCAAUACAAUAACUCCCAACCCGGUUCUAAUGCUCACUUGAGCCAAAAGUUUGUUCGCCUCAGAAGAAACACUUCAUAUCUAAACUCUCAGCAGGUGACAAGGAACACAAGCAAAGAGAAAAUCUCAGUACAAGAAAAAGAGCAUAUGCUCAACAUCACUUCGAGCCAUUUAGAUGUUGAGAAAGAUAUUCUCUAUGCUGAUAACACUAAUUUUAUUGUUGGCAAUCCACUAGAGAAGAACCAUACAUGAACUGAAGGUGCCAAGCUCAUAACAAAUGAUUCCAAAAUCUUAAGCUCUUCAGAUGCCAGUGAGGAGAAAACUAUCCUUAAAAGCGUAGGCACAAAUGUGGGUCUUAAUGGACCCUUUGCCUUCAACUCUGAUGACUACAAAUUGCCUUCAAGGAAAUAAAAAUUAGAUUAUGUGUUAUCAAUACUAUGCUUGAGAUUGGGGUUUUGGGGUUUUGG